Messenger RNA from Momordica charantia (bitter melon), 1838 nucleotides. RefSeq names its product pentatricopeptide repeat-containing protein At1g59720, chloroplastic/mitochondrial. Gene Ontology annotation, molecular function: zinc ion binding; protein binding; RNA binding. Gene Ontology annotation, biological process: RNA modification. The record is from RefSeq and is a predicted model, not a curated record. NCBI's taxonomy places the organism in Eukaryota, Viridiplantae, Streptophyta, Magnoliopsida, Cucurbitales, Cucurbitaceae.
ACUCUCUUUUCUCUGCUUUCACAGAAGUUUCAGGUCCGACUUGGGGAGCACCAGAAAACCGAAGAACUGGAAGAAGAAGAAGAACGAUUAGCAUCCCUCAUCCAAAAAUGUCCCAACAUGCGACUUCUCCGCCAGCUUCACGCUCGCAUUCUCACACGCCCUCUUCCCCUUUCCACAUUUUCCUUCGCGCUUUCCAAAGUCCUCGCCUUCUGCGCUCUCUCUCCCCUCGGCGACAUCCAUUACGCCCGCACCCUUUUCGCCCAAAUCCCAAACCCCAGCAUCUUCUCUUGGAAUUCCUUGAUCAAGGGCUGUUCCCAGAUUCAGAACCCCUCCAAGGAACCGCUAUUACUAUUUAAGAAGCUCGCUGAAACAGGGUACCCUGCCCCCAACUCCUUCACUCUGGCUUUUGUUCUCAAGGCUUGUGCGGUCGUUGCAGCGCUUGGGGAGGGCGUGCAGGUGCAUUGCCGUGUUUUGAGAGGUGGGUUUGGUGGAAGUCUGUUUGUUCAGACUGCGUUGGUUAAUUUUUAUGGGAAAUGCGAGGAGAUUGGUGUUGCCCGGAAGGUGUUCGACGAAAUGCCUGAGAGGAACUUGGUGGCCUGGACUGCGAUGAUUAGUGGGCACACGAGAGUUGGGGCGGUCAAUGAAGCUAUGGGGUUGUUUAGGGAGAUGCAGAAGGCAGGGGUUGGGCCGGAUGCGGUGACUCUGGUGAGCGUGGUUUCGGCUUGUGCUGUGGCGGGGGCCUUGGACAUUGGCUGCUGGUUGCAUGCUUAUAUUGAGAAGUAUUUUGUUUCAACUGAUCUUGAGCUCGAAACUGCACUCCUAGAUAUGUAUGCUAAAUGUGGGUGCAUUGAGAGGGCCAAGCAAGUUUUUGACAGUAUGCCUGUGAAAGAUACAAGAGCGUGGAGCUCGAUGAUUAUGGGGUUCGCAUGUCAUGGACUCUCAGAGGAUGCCAUCGAUGCGUUUCAACAAAUGUUGGAAGCUAAGGUGAUGCCGGAUCAUGUAACUUUCAUCGGUAUUUUAUCAGCAUGUGCUCACGGUGGAUUAGUCUCAGAAGGUCGAAGAUAUUGGUCACUCAUGCUGGAAUUUGGCAUUGAGCCAUCAGUUGAGCAUUAUGGUUGUAUAGUUGAUUUACUCUGCCGAUCUGGUCUUGUUGAAGAUGCUUAUAAAAUCGUUACGACAACGACCAUCCCACCAAAUCCCGCGACUUGGCGCAGUUUGCUAACAGGUUGCAAGAAGGAAAAGCUGUUGAAUCUAGGUGAGGUUGUUGCCGGGUAUCUUUUCAAAAUAGAACCUUUAAAUCCAGAAAACUAUAUUCUGCUCUCAAAUUUGUAUUCUUCUGUUUCACAAUGGGAGAAGAUGAGUGAACUUAGAAAGAAGAUGAAGGAGAGAGGCAUUAAGCCAAUACCAGGGUGUAGCUCCAUCGAAGUUGAUGGUGUUGUGCAUGAAUUCGUGAUGAGUGAUCGGUCCCAUCCGGAGAUGAAAAUGUUGAGAGAGUUUAUGGAAGAAAUGGCCGAGCGAGUCCGUGAUACCGGGUAUAGGCCUAGUAUUUCAGAUGUACUUCACAAAGUUGUGGAUGAAGAGAAAGAAGGUGCUCUAGGUGAGCAUAGUGAGAGGUUUGCAAUUGCAUAUGGGCUACUGAAAACUAGAGCACCUGUUGUAAUUAGGGUAGUGAAGAAUCUGAGGGUGUGUGGAGACUGCCAUGAAGUGAUUAAGAUAGUUAGUAAGAUAUAUGAAAGGGAAAUCAUUGUUCGAGAUCGAGUUCGAUUCCACAAGUUCAUAAAGGGAACUUGUUCUUGUAAGGAUUUCUGGUGAAUACAGCUUUUCUCUUCUCUCUUGAA